UGAUGGCGGCUUUGAGUGAUACCUACCUACAUUGAAGUCUGAAUCUAGAUAUCAGGAAAUGUUUCAUUGGCACUAACAAUAAUUAAAACGUUGCUCGUGAAUUAAAGAACAGAAUUUUGAAAUAUGCUUUAAUAUCUACGUCGUACAAAAAUAAAUUAAACUUGUGGCCCUUCAAUUUAUCUAGCGACAUGAUUAAAUAAAAGGGCGUUAUGAACAUUAUUUGCUGGUGGUCCGAAUUACAAUGUAGUUAUGUGUGUCAGCAUUUUGGAUUUGAUAGCGAAGAAAUGCGAAUUAUUAUUUUGCGGAGCAUUUAAACAAUAGUCAUAGUGUAGGUGUUGGUCGGUAUGUGACACAACUGCAAAAACAAACUGUGUUAUGAAUGAGGAGGCUCUUCUAGCACGGGCUUCCGAGGAGCGGGAGCGUAUCUUCCAGAGAUAUGAAAGGGGCAGAGAGAAUCUCGUCGGUCAAAUAGACCCGUGGGAGGACCCUGAGUUCGAGGACUAUCACAAAACUGAUAGGUAUGGGUUUAUCCACGAUGAGCGGUUGCCGCAAAAAACGGCGCCGCAAAAGAUCAACGUUGAAGUCGAGAGGGAGAAAAAAUGGGUCAAGAUGCUUGGCUCAUGGGACUCUCCCACAACAAAAGAAAAGCUACAUAGAAGAAUUUAUAAAGGCAUUCCAAAUUCAUUAAGGAGUAAGAUAUGGUGCAAACUGUUAGAUGUUAACCGAAUAAAGUCUGAGAAUCUGGGGAAGUACAGAGAGAUGUUAAAAUUGGCCAAGACAUGGUCAACGGACGUCAGGCAGAUAGAUUCAGAUGUAAAUAGGCAGUUUCGUGAACACCAGUUCUACAGAGAGAGAUAUUCAGAAAAGCAGUGUUCAUUGUUCAAUGUUCUAUGUGCUUACAGCAUGUACAAUUCCGAAGUAGGUUAUUGUCAAGGCAUGUCAGGUUUAGCCGGUGUUCUGCUUAUGUAUAUGGAUGAAGAAGAUGCGUUCUGGGCUUUAGCGAUAUUAUUAUCUGAUAAGAAGUAUGCCAUGCAUGGAUUGUAUAUUGAAGGAUUCCCAAAGUUAACAAGAUUCCUGGAGCAUCACGAUAAAAUACUCACAAAGUUCAUGCCUAAGCUCAAGUUUCAUUUCGAUAAGUAUGGCCUAGAUGCCAUAUUGUACUCUCUCAAAUGGUAUUUUGUAUGUUUUGUUGAACGAGUUCCAUUCAGUCUUUGUUUGCGAGUAUGGGAUAUAUAUUUACUGGAUGGAGAGCGUGUUAUAACAGCUAUGGCAUAUUCUAUUCUUAAGCUCCAUAAAAAAGCCAUAAUGAAGUUGAAUGAUAUGGAUCUUAUUGUAAAUUAUAUCCAGGUUAAAUUACAUAAGGAUUUCGGUUUCGAGGACGACAUAGUCAUAUACAACUUGGAGAGGUCCAUGGAUGAGUUGAAACGGGCGAAGCUCGAUUAUCCUGGGCCUCCGCCCCCCGCCGAGUUGCCUAAGAGACAACUAGGAACGUUUGUGGAACCGGACAAGAAAUCCAAGAUUGGUCAAAGGGCUGAGAACUUUUCGGAUGCCGAGAAACAAGCUAGAGCUACAGUGAUUUUAAGGCGUGAAAAGGCGGCCAUAGAUCUGCAGGAGCUGCGCGUAUCACAAAGCGACACGGUGUCAGAGCACAGCGGCGCGGCGGCGCGCUGCGAGGACUCGGCGUCGGCGCUGGGCUCGCGGCGCUCGCUCGCGGACACGAGCGUCACGAGCACGGCCGACCUGAGCGUGUUCUCGAGCGGGCGGUCGCACGCGCCGGACAACUCGCUCGACACGCACAGCAACAUCAGCGACGCGGACGACGGCACUGGGUCAGAUGGGUCCGGUAUCUGCGGUCUAAGCAUACAGAGGGUUUCCACGGCCAAUUCAACACCGCGGGCCACUCCGUACCCGCCUUCAGUUUCUCCCAUGUCAGAGGACGUGGUUCGCAUCCACGUGACGUACAACCCACUUGCAGCCAGCCCUUCGCACCUGCAGCCCGUCAGCCCGUCCAAGUACAAGGGCUACACUGAGAUACACCAUAAGCCAGCGACCCUCGGCUUCUACACCUCGAACGGUACUAACAUGCCCUCCGACAACAGGAUACGCAUUCAAGUCCCUUCUGAAGAACUCCUGACGCCAGUCGUCGACUCCGGCCGCAUCAUCUCUCCACGGUACAUCGAAUCUCAUUCGGGAAUAUAUGAUAUUAAAUAGAUUUAGCACGCUUUUUAGGUGUUGAGUACAAAAUUUGGGAAUACUGCAGCGGCGAUGUUGAGUUUGCGAUUGCUUUGCGCAUAUUUUUGGUCAUAUUAUUAAAGACUGUAGGAUGUAUGUUUUUAUAUUAAUAUUAUUUCGUGUAGGAAUUGCAAUGAGGUUUUUUAAAUGGUUUUAUUGGUGUUAGGUUAAAUGUUGGUCCGUUUAUUUCUCGAUGUAUAAUAAAUAUUAAAAUUAUAUGAUCACCAAAAGUAUAUUCGAUUUAGAUAUCGUACUUUCGUUUGGUAACGUUUAGUCUGUUUACAACGUUUUGGUAAAUCUUGAGUAGUAAAAAGUAAUCUUUAAACCUUAAUUCAUUCCGUGAAUCGACACCUAAUAUUAAAAGUAAGAUGUCAGUAUUUUUGUAUUAACUUUUAAAGUAUUAGCAUGUUAUUUUUAUGUAGAGGUGUGAUGAGCUGAUUUUUAUAACUAAUAUCUUUAUUUUAGUACAAAAUUACUCAUAGUCCACGCUUUGAGCAUUGUAUUUAGUUUUUGCACUGAAUGUUUAACCAAAGCAUGUUAAGGGAUAGUUUAUACAAUAUGCCUUUACAACCACGGGAUUGUUGAUUGAAUUUGAUAAAAUGAAACGUAUAUUACUCAAAUUUGUUGUAUAAAUGUUGUUCAAAUGUUAUCGCUCGUAAAGUGAGCCUUGCUCUAAUACAGGACCUUACGAACCUACAGUGAGAAACGCAAUAAUAUCAGUCUAACUGUUAAACUAGGUGUAAUAUAUGUUACCGUUCAUAGCCGUGUUUGAAUGUGUAAGUCGAGUGUUUUCCAAACUUAAUUCCUUCUACACGGAAAACUGUGCAAGCCUAGUUUGCACAAGUACGAGGAAAUGUGUGGACGGGCCUUUAGCUUCAAAUUAGGACAAGUCUAGACGAUAGAUCAAUUUCGUUAAUUAUAAAAUGUGAGACACUCGCAGUAUGCCUUGGAAAUAAUAAAACAUAUAUAGUUAGAUAUGUAGGCAAAUAGUUAUUAUAGUAAAUUAUUGUUUAUUGGUAAUACAUUAAGGUUUAAGGUUGGAAAACACUGGUUAUAUUAAGUAUUCUGGAAGUGGGUGCGAUUUAGUCAUUGCUUCCACUUAUCUUUUGUGUGGAACAUUUUUGUAUUUGUUAUUAUUCGCAUAUUACAACACGAUUAAAUUAAUGUGAUUGGUCAAUUGUAAUAUUUUUUUUUUAUACUUUUGAUACUACAAUAUACACAAACCUGUUAGUACGUAGUUUGGAAAACUGUAUGCAUUUUUAACACUGUGUUAAACGUGGAUAUAUAGUUAGAUAAUAGGAAGCGUAUCAAGUAUCAAUGAAUGAGUUCAUGAUAGCAAUCAGAUAUCAAACAUCAAAAAAUGGUAGUUU
This is a messenger RNA of Colias croceus (clouded yellow), 3602 nucleotides long. RefSeq names its product USP6 N-terminal-like protein (gene RN-tre). Lineage: Eukaryota; Metazoa; Arthropoda; Insecta; Lepidoptera; Pieridae. Bases 376 to 2211 code for a protein of 611 amino acids. The record is from RefSeq and is a predicted model, not a curated record. The transcript has 6 exons.